Varroa destructor (honeybee mite) is the source of this 4152-nucleotide messenger RNA. RefSeq names its product putative ATP-dependent RNA helicase DDX10. Gene Ontology annotation, molecular function: ATP binding; nucleic acid binding; RNA helicase activity. The record is from RefSeq and is a predicted model, not a curated record. Lineage: Eukaryota; Metazoa; Arthropoda; Arachnida; Mesostigmata; Varroidae.
UGAACGGGCCAAAAGGAGACGUACGUGACGGUUCUGAAGAAAAACUGGAAAACUUAUACUGGCGUAUAAUUGGUGACGAACAGAUGGCGGAAAAAAAAAACAUGACUAGAAAAAAUGAAUCAAUUUCAAGGAGCGGACCUGUCAUCAGUGAUCGAAAACAAUUCUCCAAUAGUGAAUGGCCCAACAGCGAAGAAUUGGAGAAGGGAGAUGGUGGAGAUAACCGCCCUCCGAACGGAAAGCGUAACAAUAAGUUUGAGAAAAAAAAAAGUGGAAAACCGUUCAGAAAGCGGGAGGCUACCAGUAAGAUUGAACGCGAUGAAAUCAACGAACUUAAGAAACUUUACGGAACGUUCAAUUUUGAUAUUUUGGAGACUUUUAGAGAUGCGCCGUUAUGCGUACGUACGAAAGCUGCUCUUGAAAGAUGUGGUUACGAAAAACCAACUCGUAUCCAGAAGGAAACAUUGGCUCUCGCCCUCAGGGGCAGAGACGUCCUGGGUGCAGCCAAGACUGGCUCAGGCAAGACACUCGCAUUUCUUAUUCCCGUUCUAGAGCUAUUAUUCAGAGAAAUGUGGACACGACUGGAUGGCCUAGGUGCCCUUAUUAUUACGCCUACACGUGAGCUUGCUUAUCAAAUUUUCGAAGUACUAAAGAAAGUUGGGGCUCGACACGAUUUUUCAGCAGGUCUGAUUAUAGGUGGAACCGAGGUUGGCUUUGAGCGGAAGCGUUUACAUGGCACGAACAUAAUGAUCUGCACACCUGGCCGUCUACUCCAGCAUAUGGACCAGAACCCACUUCUUGACCCCACCAACCUUAAAGUUCUCGUUUUGGACGAGGCUGACCGCAUUCUCGAUAUGGGCUUCGAGAAGGAAAUGAACGCCAUCCUCGAGAAUCUUCCCUCUAAUCGACAGACGCUUCUUUUCUCAGCCACCCAAACAAAGUCUGUAAAGGACCUCGCUAGGCUCUCACUUACUAACCCCUGUUACAUUUCCGUACACGAGAAAGCUGAACAGGUUACCCCCGAUCGACUGCACCAGAACUAUCUCGUCUGUGAGCUACACGACAAGCUUAGCCUUCUUUGGUCGUUCCUCAAGAAUCACAGGAGCAAAAAAAUUAUCGUCUUUAUGUCGUGUUGUAAACAGGUCCAGUUCAUAAACACAAUAAUUCGGCGAUUGCGGCCGGGAACCACAGUUAUGCAUUUACAUGGGAACAUGUCACAACCUCGGCGUUUGGCUAUCUAUGAGGAGUUCUGCUCGAAACAAUCGGCCAUUUUAUUAGCAACCGAUCUGGCAGCGAGAGGGCUCGAUUUCCCGAAAGUCGACUGGGUUCUCCAAUUAGACUGUCCUGAAGAUCCGCAAACGUAUAUUCACCGGGUCGGCCGAACAGCUCGUUUCGAGAACGCGGGUAAAGCCUUAUUGGUUCUUCUCCCAUCUGAAGAAGAUAAAAUGAUCAAACAACUUGUGGAGCGGAAAAUUCCAAUUAGUAAAAUCGCAGUGAAUCCUCGGCGAUUUUAUGAUAUACAACGGAAGGUGGAGGCGAUGUGUGCUCGUGAUGCCGAGCUGAAGGCAUCAGCACAGCGUUGUUUUGUCGGUUAUCUUAAGUACGUGUUUGUGCAAAAGGACAAAGCCGUGUUCAGUGUGGAGAAACUCGGCCUAGACUUUUUCGCGCGAAGCCUUGGCCUUAUUAUCACUCCUCGAGUUCGUUUCCUGGAGAAGUACUUUGCAGCUAAAGGCAUUAAGAUGUCAGGCCAAAUGUUAUUCUGUUGCGACAAUUUGCAGGAAUCGGAUCGAGCGCGCACGGGCAAUAGUGAAGAUGAUUCGAAAGAGUUUCAAAAAGAUGAUGGCAAGCCGAAGAUGAUCCAACUGUCGAAGAAAAUAGAGAAGUUCUCAUUUGAUAUAGGGAUUGAUACUGAUGAAGAGAUAUUUACGGAGAAAGGUAAACCAUUUUGUGAGAUUGACACUAACGAGAUUAAGGAAGACAGCUCGGCUGGCAGCGAUGAAGAGAAAAACGAAAAAGAAUCUACAUCGAUAUUAGAGUCACUUGAGCAACAGAUAAGAGUUGCUAAAACAAACAAGGUUAUCACCAAGAUUCAAGCCGCCAAAAAGGUUCUAAGAAAGAAACACAUAGUGUUGAAUAAAAAGGUUGUAUUUGAUGAACAGGGCCAGAGGGUUGACAAUGCCGAGGACACAGUAUUAAGUAAACCUUUGGCAGGUGUUGACGAAAAGGGAGGAAUUAAUAUUGAGCUUAGUAAACAGUUGAUGCAGGAACAAGAUCGAAUUGACAAGCAAAUUUAUAGAGAAAAAAUCAAAAACAAACAUCGUGAAGAACGACUUAAGGCUAAAGCAGAGCGAAGAGCCACAGCUAUUGGAGGCGAUGUGGUCUUAGACAUUGGUUGUGGGGGUGGUGAAUGUGGCGGAGUAGACUCCGACAGUGAGAAAAUAAGACUUUUCAAUCAAGACCAAGACAGCUCUCUUGAAAACGAGGAUAGCGCGUCUGUGAAUAGUGAGAACGAGUCUCUCAAUGGUAAAUUGAAUUCGGAGAGUAGUUACUCGGAAUCUGAAACAUCUGAUAGUGAAAAACAAUCAACAGGAACCAUAGAUGAAAACGAUAAGCAUUGUAUUGGAUUCGUUCGUCGAAAAUUCAAAAGCGGUGACAGGAAACGCUUCAUUAGGAAACAAGCAGACAGUAGCGCUUCGGAAGAAAUAGAGGAAAACGAAGAUGAUCAUCUGCCUACUCAGCACGUUCCAAAAAAGCAGAUGAAAACCAAGGGCAAAUUCGGCCUCAAGCGACGACGUAUAGAGGAGGAUGUUGACGAGCUUGAUACUGGGCUGAGCCUACAAGGAGACGAAAAGUUGGCUCUCAAGCUUCUUCAGGAUUGGGGUUAAUUUAAACUUACAACCCGCGUGAAUUUUGUAUGUAUUACAAGCGUACUGUUGUGUGUUUGUGUCGGUUAGACAACUACUAGUUACUAAAUACUGGCUGAGGGCCGAUUAUUAACAGGCUUUCAAGCAGCUAAAAAAUAUUAAUAAUAUUGUAUUCGAACUUACCAUAUUUUUUGUACAUAAUCAUAUGAUAGAGCAAACACAAAUACAUUUUGCAAACACUCUUACACCCGUUAUGGUGGUGUAAGAAGCAUGUUUCUUUGUUAGAAACUGCGUGCUAAAAUAAAACAAAUUUUUCUGAAUCACGUGCUUUCGUUUCUCUAAAUUGAAGAUUUGUCACUGCGCUAACCGGAAUAUAGUUAUAGGUUCGUCGUUUAAGUAAAAGUCAAGCUGACAGAGAGAUUGCUACUAUGAUGGAGCUUUCGAGUUUUACGUUACGAUACAGUUUUCGAGUUUUACGUUGCCAUUAAGCAUUGCUUCAGAUGGCUGAUUCCUGUCGCAAUGUCUCCGUGGUGUCGCAAGUAACUUGAAACAGUCGUUUCGGUUAUCGUUAUCCGCCUAAAUAAACGAUGCAAGCGUAACCGAAUAGUAAAGACCGAGAUUUAGUGAUAUACAAAAGCUAUGUAAGCUAAGAAAUACGAGUAAGAUGGUGUUACAUUAUGUUAGUUGAAAUCUAACAUCGAGUCUGUAAAAUCUGGUCUACGGAACCAACCUACUGUUGAUAAAAGUACUUCAUAAUUUCCCUAUCAUUUAAAAGAUUUGAGCCCAACCAUUACUAAAGAACGAGUACACGGAUAACGCCUGAUAACGUCUUUGGAAUACUAAAAGUUGACAAAUAUCAAGCGAUUAAUUCUAAAUGCAGUGCACGUUAACGUAAACACAUUAGCAUAAUAUGAAAAUAAAUUUAUUACCAAACAGCAUCGUUAUUAUUUUUUCCAAUAAAUCACAGAUUUCAUCGAGGUAUCUGCAAGCAGGAUUUUAUUAUAUAUAUAUUACCAUUGCGUGUCAUGAAAUUCUUCUGGUUGGCGUAUUUUUGGCGGUAACGAAAAACCUCUCAUGCCGACACUUCUGUUCAGUUUGUAUAUACUUUUGCAUAAGAAAGUCUAAGUCGUCAUAUUCAUUUCUAUAGUACCACCUGAGAUAUCUGGGUUAUACGCGAUCGCUGCGUCACAUUUUGCUGCACAAUCUUUAGAUAUAAAGAAUGUCGAUCUCACAGCUGCAGACUUAGCAUCUUCAUAGAUAUCUAUCGGUGUGCCUCACAGUCCUAUUUAAU